Molecule: messenger RNA, 4604 nt
Organism: Rhineura floridana
Lineage: Eukaryota; Metazoa; Chordata; Lepidosauria; Squamata; Rhineuridae
Gene: FSTL5
Product: follistatin like 5
Exons: 15
Coding region: 327-2840 (837 amino acids)
Biological process (GO): regulation of BMP signaling pathway; cell differentiation; multicellular organism development
Molecular function (GO): calcium ion binding; protein binding
Source: RefSeq, a predicted model, not a curated record
CCACUCCGCCCCCAGAAGCAACUUGGCCAAGGAGCUUAUCGGACGUAAAGGAGAUUCUCUCUCUGCUGUGCUCCUUGAUACCCUACUAAACGUGGGAAUUUCUUCGGAGUUUUAGCCCAGAUUAUCGGGAUCCUCCCCUCGCCUUCCCCCUCCUGUUCAACAUUUUACAUUUUGGUAUUUUCUUCUUCUGAAAGCAAAACAUAAAAAAAGAAGGUAUAUAUACUCGAUCCUUGCAGCACACCGACCAAAAGGACGUAACCUUCCUCCAGCCACCCACCCUUCGGGGUCUUCAGUGACUCUUGGAGCAGGCAGAAGUUCUUGGAAAGAUGUUUAUGUGGUGGACAAUUGUUUCUUUCCUUGGAUGCAUUUUCCUGGGUGCAGAAGGAUGGCCACCAAAAGAAGGAUAUGAUUUCAAACCCUACCAGCCUCUUGUACGAUUACGCCACAAGCAGGAAAAGAAUCCUGAGAAUUCAAGAAACAAAGGAUAUGUGAAUCAUGAUGCUCCCCUUGGAUCGUGUGAAAAUAAGUACUGUGGUUUGGGUAGGCACUGUGUUGUUAACAGAGGAACAGGGCAAGCUGAGUGUGUCUGCAUGGAACACUGCAAACCUCACUACAAGCCUGUGUGCGGUUCUGAUGGCGAAUUCUAUGAAAAUCAUUGUGAAGUGCACCGAGCUGCCUGCCUGAAAAAGCAAAAGAUUACCAUUGUUCACAAUGAAGACUGCUUCUUCAAAGGAGAUAACUGUAAGUCCAUUGACUACAAUAAGAUGAAAAACUUUCUGCUGGAUCUCCAAAACAGAAGAUACAUUCUACAAACAAGAGAAAGAAGUGUUGAAGAUAAAAUGGCUUUGAAGAAAUUGUUGGUGGACCAGAUGUUUAAAUAUUAUGAUUCAGACAACAAUGGUCUUGUGGACAGCAAUGAACUAACACAGGUAAUAAAACAGGAUGAGCUUGGCAAGGAUCUGUCUGACUGCUCUCUUUUCGAUCUCUUGAAAUAUGAUGAUUAUAACAGUGACAAACACCUAGGCCUGGAAGAAUUCUAUAGAGCAUUUCAAGUAAUUCAACUGAGUCUGCCAGAAGAUCAGAAAAUAAGCAUCACUUCAGCAACAGUAGGACAAAGUGCAGUUCUAAGUUGCGCCAUUCAGGGGACCUUGAGACCUCCCAUCAUCUGGAAGCGGAACAAUGUCGCUCUGAACAACUUAGAUUUGGAAGACAUCAAUGAUUUUGGCGAUGAUGGGUCCCUGUACAUUACUAAGAUUACUACAACUCACAUGGGAAAUUACAGCUGCUAUGCAGAUGGUUAUGAUAAACUUUAUCAGACUCAUAUUCUUCAAGUAAAUGUUCCACCGGUCAUAAGAGUGUUUCCUGAAAGCCAAGCACGGGAGCCAGGUGUCACAGCUAGCCUUCAGUGCCAUGCUGAGGGUAUCCCCAAUCCAGUGCUUGGCUGGUUGAAGAACGGGAUUGAUAUAACUCCAAAGUUAUCUAAACAGUUAACACUUCAAGCAAAUGGCAGUGAGGUCCACAUUAGCAAUGUACGUUACGAAGAUACAGGAGCAUACACCUGUAUUGCAAAGAAUGAAGCAGGAGUAGAUGAAGACAUCUCUUCACUUUUUGUGGAGGAUUCUGCUCGAAAGACACGUCUGGGAAUUGGGAAUAUGUUCUAUGUAUUUUAUGAAGAUGGAAUCAAAGUGAUACAACCAGUAGAGUGUGAAUUCCAGAGACAUAUUAAGCCUAGUGAAAAGCUUCUUGGAUUUCAGGAUGAAGUUUGCCCUAAAGCUGAAGGGGAUGAAGUCCAACGGUGUGUCUGGGCAUCUGCUGUUAAUGUAAAAGACAAAUUUAUAUAUGUAACUCAGCCCACCUUAGACCGAGUGCUGAUUGUUGAUGUGCAAUCACAAAAGGUUGUGCAAGCAGUAAGUACAGAUCCAGUGCCAGUCAAACUUCACUAUGACAAAUCACAUGAUCAAGUAUGGGUGCUCAGCUGGGGAAGCUUUGAUAAGAAUUCUCCUACGCUGCAGGUGAUCACUCAGGCCAGUGGGAGUAUUUCUCAUCAUACUAUUCAUACUCAACCUGUGGGGAAGCAGUUUGAUAGAGUGGAUGACUUUUUCAUUCCAUAUACAACCCUCCUCAUCAGUCACAUAAGGUUUGGAUUUAUUCUUCACAAAGAUGAGCCUGUGCUUCAGAAAAUUGAUCUUGAAACUAUGUCAUACAUCAAGACAAUUAGUUUAAAGGAUUACAAUUGUGUUCCAAAGUCUCUGGCUUACACACAUCUUGGAGGAUAUUACUUUAUAAACUGUAAGCCUGACACUACAGGAGCUGUUCCACCGCAGCUAAUAGUGGACAGUGUUACAGACUCCAUUAUGGGAUAUAAUGGUGAUGUAACAGGAACUCCAUAUAUCUCUCCAGAUGGUCACUACCUAGUCAGCAUUGAUGAUAUGAAAGGUCUCAUGAGGGUCCAGACCAUUACAGUUAGAGGAGAAAUACAGGAUGCCUUCGACAUCCACACCAACUUGCACAUAUCUGAUGUGGCUUUUCAAGCAUCAUUUACUGAAGCCCAUCAAUAUAAUGUCUUUGGUAGCUCUAGCACACAAACUGAUGUGCUCUUUGUAGAAUUGUCUUCUGGCAAGGUGAAGAUGGUGAAGAGUCUUAAGGAACCUCUUAAGCCAGAUGAAUGGCCUUGGAACAGUAAGAAUCGGUUAAUUGAGGGCAGUGGGCUUUUUGGCCAGUACCUGAUGACACCUUCCAAGGAAUCCUUGUUUAUUCUAGAUGGACGGCUGAACAAGCUGAAUUGUGAAAUCACUGAAGUUGAGAGAGGAAACACAGUAAUUUGGGUUGGAGAAGCAUAAGGAACCAUAUUAGAUAACAGCUGAGUGAAUAGUUUUACAGUACAUUGCACUUAACUUCAUCCUCUAAAUUGUCACUGUUUUGUUUUGUUUAUUUUUUAAAAAAAGUUAGACCCUUCCGUACAUGUUGUGCGGUUGACUGAAAUGCAAUUUUGGUGGCAUAAAACAUGCUGAAAUUGUGAGUAAACAUUCUAUGUACUAUUGAUGACCUCUUUAGGGUGGAUUGGCCAAUUGGUGAGAAUAUUAAAUAUAUAUGUACCCUCAAUAUGUGAGCCAUGUGUUGACAUAAUGAUGCCACAUUUUAAAAUGAAGGUUUUUGUUUUAAAGGGGGGAAAUCAUGUUGAUUUAAUCCUAUUCAUCUAAUUGUUAGGGUAUGCUCUGUGCAUAACUUUAGGAUUCUUAAACUGAAAUAUUCUGUCUUGCCCUGUCCACUAUUUAAUAUUUUCGUGCCUUGAAGGGAAAUAUCUCACAAGGAAAGAGAAGCCUAGGAAACAUGUAAUUGUAUUUCCAUUGUGGCUACAGGCUUUCGUUUUCCCUGAAAAGAAGCUUUUGAUAUCUCAAGUUUUUCCAUCAGGUUGUAAAACAUGUUUUUUUAAGACAAAGAAAAAGUAUAUUUGCAACAUCUCUUGCAUUAUCAUUUUUUAUUACUGCAAUUUGAGGUUAUUAUUUUUAUUUGCAGGUUUCAGUUGAAAUUCUUUUAACUGCUCAUAGAACUUUGACCCUUUUUUGUGGCAGAGUUAGGCGAUUAUCUCCUCACCUCCAAAACAGUUGCAUCAACAGGGAGUUUCGGUUCUACUAAAGAGAAAUAUCAUGUGUAUCUGCUUAGGAAAAGACAUAUUUUGUCACAAUACCAAGAAGUUUCAUUUACACUGGCAAGAAAACUGUUAUUUUUUGAAACCAACAAUUUCUUACUAGAGGUGCAUUUUUAGGGAAUCUGUGUAGCAAUGGAACUAAAAAAGAUGGAAAUUAACAGCAUAAUCCUGUGCAUGUCUACUCAACAGUAAGGCCCACUGAGUUCAGUGGUCCUUACUCCCCAAUGUGUAUACGGUUGAAGCCUCAGAACAUGUUCCUAAGCUUCUUAAUGGAAGUAAAAGGUCUAUUGAAAUUAAUUACUAACCUCUAAGUAACUAUGUUUAAGAUUACUUUGCUAGGUACUAGAGCCUCUGUGUGUACAUUGUCUGUCAAAUACCUGCUUUUCCUCAACACUUUUAAUAAACCUUAGUAAUUUUUUCUAUCCUACUCCUACCAUUAGAUAACUAUUGCAAGAUGUUGUCUUUCUAUAUUGUUUCUUUUAGUUUAAUGAAUUACUGCUCUAGUUUCGGACAUUCCUUCUACAUCUAUACAAGGAUAAUAAAGGUUCUAAAAUUUAGAAUCAUUGUAGCCGCUAGAAUGAAAAAAAAAAAAUCUGCACUCAGAGUUAACAGUUAAACUUUUUCUUCAAUUUUUCAGUAACAAUCUAGUAGGUGGUUCUGAUUAUUUUUAAAGUGUUUAUUUAACUAAAACAGGCUUUUCAACUGACCACUGUUUAUUCAAUGCAAUCAGAAAUUUACUCUAAUUUUACCCUAACAUGUAAAGCUGCUUAAAAUUUUGAAAUUUUCUAGCAUUGUAUUUUCUUGUGUGUAAUUAGCAUCUUGCGCUGUGAUACAGUAGAAUUCUCUUUAGCUUAAGAAAACUGGCAGAUUUAACUGAAUAAAAUGACUUACAUUUCUAGCUACUGAAUCCUUUUAACAGUUUUUCCCAUUGUGAGCAAAACAAAAACAAACAACC